AUGCUGGUCAAGGUGCAGGUCGCUGCGGCGGCGUACUUUCUUUUGGUUUUCCAAUCUGCCCAGGCUGGUCCUAUUAGACGGGCGGCUAAUUUAGUUCCUCGAAAUAAUACUACUGCGCCGAGCGUUGUGCCUCAGUCGUCGGGAUUGUCUACUCAGAAUCAAAACGGUCUGGGUGCGACUACUCCACGGCCGAUCUUGACGACACUCUCGGAAAGUAUCCCUUUUCCGGUUACGUUGACGGAUGAGAAGACGGGCGAGACUCAGGCGACUACAACUACAACUGAGACAUCGAUUCCAUUGACGGUUGUGCCUAUUACUGAUACUACGACGUUGGGGCCAGGGGAAACGACACAGACCUCUCCAACGGGAUCUGCUGGUGAUACGACCGCUGUGUCGACGGGGUUGGGUACUGUGACAACUACACCUGCUUUGCCGACCACGACGACGACUAUUGGAGAUGAAGGACCAACGACAACGACUGAUACAACCGUGGGCUCUGUCACUGUUACCACUGCUGGACCUGAUUUGUCCACGGAAACAUCAGCCGGUACUGUUCCAAGGCCAACUUCAAUCGUGACUUCUGACGUAACUUCUCAGCCUACCGUGGCUACAACUACAAAGACAACGACUCGUCCUCCGUACGUGGUCACAGAUACUACUACCAAGGGUACAACCAUAACGACAGCUAUUGUCCCGCAAAACAGGACUACUACACCACCUACCACCGACGGAAGUACUACCACUGCUGUUAAUGGUGCGCCUACUGGUUCGACUACCUUUACUGAGCCACAGUUCAUCACAGAUCCCAAGAAUAAGCCGACGGUAACUACGCGACUAUUUCCAGGAAACACUACUACUGGUCUGGCUGGUCAAACUACGACAACGGAUCAGGAUGGUUCUACCACCACCGGUCUAGGCGGUCCUAAUGUAUCUGGCGAUCUGAGCGGAUCUGUCACAACUACAGGUUUGCCAACAACCACCGAUAGCUCACCUACUGGCUCAACCACCACCUCUCGGCCGCAGUUCAUCACAGAUCCCAAGAAUAAGCCGACAGUGACUACACGACUAUUUCUGGGAAACUCCACUACCUUGGUACCAACUUCAGAUCAAAAUACUUCCCCCACAACGACCGAUCUGGGCGAGCAAACCACAACUACCGACUUGAACGGCCCUACUAUCACCACGGAUCAAAACGGGUUGACUACGACCACCGACAGUUCUCCCACAGGUUCAGACACUGCCACUACUGACGAGUCAACCAUAUCACCAAGUGACAACCCAACAACUCGAGAUGCUCCCGCCGUCACAACCACAACUCCCACAGAUACCUCCAACCCAACCGGCUUCCCAACCGUCACGCUCCCCGAAGCCACAUCAUCCCCCUCACAGCAACCAUCAUCCCCAUCCAGCGACCAAAAUCAAACCCCAGAAACAACAACACCAACGAACGCACCCACCACAACCAUCACAAUCACACCAACAGGCCAACCAGACGCCAACGUCCCAACCGCAAUCCCAACCUUCCCCACGGCCACCACAACCGUCGACUCCUCCGUCUACGCUUCCAACCUCGCACAAGCCAAGUCCCUCAACCAACUCUUCAGCACACUCACUCCCGAGUCCGCAUGCACAGGCACCCAAACGGCCUGUAUAUCCGGCAAAAUAGCCUCCUGCUCCAACGGGGCCUUUGUCCUGACUGCGUGUCCGGCGAAGCAGAGGUGCUAUGCUCUUCCCAUGACGAAUACCCGCGGCGCAAAAGUUGGCUGUUAUGAUUCCGCCGAGGCAGAGGGGAUAUUGGGGGCUGUUGAGAGUCCAACUCAGACGAGGGUGCCUACGACGUUUACAACGGAGACGAGGAAGGUUAUUACAAAGACGCAUUUUGUGACUCUGACAGAUGGGGGAAUGGUUUCUUCGGGGGUCAGCACGAAUGUUCCGCCUGCCCAGGAGACGUCCGUUCCUCCUGUAGUCACGACAACUCCGUCCAACCCUGAGCCUACUAGUCAAGCUCCUUCGCAAGAGACAACGCGUCUUGCACCAGUAGAUUCACCCAGCUCGCCAACACCUCAACCCGAGCCUGAACCUACAACAGUUCCUCCUCCUCCUCCCGUGGAAACAACUCCCCUCCCGCCCGCACCGUCGCCCACCAAACCAACCCAGAUCAUCAUCACCCAAACCUUCGCCCAGGAGUCAACCCUCCCGCCGCCAGACCCUUCAAACCUGAUCCUCCGUCCUAUCCAAGACACAACUACGACUCUCGCUCCCGCGCCCUCCGAUAACGCGGCUGGCGCAGACGCAGGAACACCGCGGACAACGGUGGUGAAUAACGGGACGCCUACUGUCUCGGUGUAUUUUACGGUCACGGUUACGGAUAAGGUACAGGAGACGGUUACUGUGACGGUGAGGUGA
This is a messenger RNA of Pochonia chlamydosporia 170, 2406 nucleotides long. RefSeq names its product carbohydrate-binding module family 19 protein. The coding region runs from base 1 to 2406 and encodes 801 amino acids. Lineage: Eukaryota; Fungi; Ascomycota; Sordariomycetes; Hypocreales; Clavicipitaceae. The record is from RefSeq and is a predicted model, not a curated record. The transcript has 3 exons.